Molecule: messenger RNA, 2120 nt
Organism: Petromyzon marinus (sea lamprey)
Lineage: Eukaryota; Metazoa; Chordata; Hyperoartia; Petromyzontiformes; Petromyzontidae
Gene: SPON2
Product: spondin 2
Biological process (GO): cell adhesion
Cellular component (GO): extracellular matrix
Source: RefSeq, a predicted model, not a curated record
UAACGGUGGAUUUUGGCUCGGGGAAUUGUGUUUUUUGGGGGAGGAGCGCGUUGAGCGCCGUAAUUUGUUCCCAGGAGACGAGGCUCUGCCAAAUCGUGGGGUAUAAAUUGCACGAAAGCUGCGCGAGACGGAGCGCUCCACACCUCGCUCAGCCAAAAUCACCCAUCGCCUCCCCAUCCCUCCAAACAGCCCCAAGCCAGAGCCCCGCCACGCCGGCCGGCAUGAGAUCGCUGCCUCCUGUGGGCGCCGUUUGCGCAGCGCUGGCAUGCUGCUGCUGCUGCGUCUGGGGUGCUCCCACCGGCUCUCCGUACAAGUGCUCAGCCGGAGGCCACCCCAAGUACCAGCUGGUGUUCACCGGCCGCUGGAGCCAGACAUCCUUCCCCAAGCAGUACCCGCUCUUCCGUCCACCUGCUCAGUGGUCAUCUCUUGUGGCGGUGGUGCACGGGCGCCCCUUUCAGAUGUGGCGAGCGAGCCGCUUCGCCAGCCCCGGGGUGCGCGAGAUGUCGGAGCGCGGCGAGGCGUGGGGCAUCAUGCGAGAGGUGGAUGCGCACGCGCAGGCCCGCACCGCCGCGGCCCGCCCGCCCGCCGUGGCCGGCGUCUUCUCGGCGCCAGCGCUUCCCAACGGAACCGGCCAGAGCUCAACCGAGCUGGAGUUCACCGCCAAGCAGCCCUUGUUGUCGCUGAUGGUGCGUCUAGUGCCGAGCCCGGAUUGGUUCGUGGGCGUUGAUAGCCUGAACCUGUGCGAGGGCGAGCGCUGGAAGGAGAGACUCUCCCUCGACCUUCAGCCGUACGACGCCGGCACGGAUAGCGGCUUCACCUUCUCCUCGCCCAACUACGCCACCAUUCCCCAGGAGCCCAUAACGCAGAUGACAUCUUCUUCCCCGAGCCAUCCAGCAAACUCAUUCUACUACCCCAAGCUGAAACAACUUCCCCCGUUGGCACGACUUGUCCUCACUCGCAUGGGCAAGAGGCCACACUCCUCCAAGAAGGCGCCACCCAAGGGCAAUGACAUAGAGCAGCUGACAGAGACACCUUUGGACUGUGAGGUGGCCAAAUGGUCACCCUGGGGGCUCUGCUCCGUGGAUACGUGCGGGCAGCCCGGAGUGAAACGGCGGACGCGUUACAUACGAGUGAAGCCAGCCAACCAAGGCGCGCCGUGUCCCGAGCUGGAGGAAGAGACGGAGUGCUUCGCUCCCAAUUGCGCUGUCUAGCGAGACACGGAGUGGGGGGGUGUGGGGGAGGGAGUCUGAGUGAGAGAGAUAGAGCGAAAGAAUGCGAGCUGAGCGAGGUAAAGUGUGGAUGGGAGUAUGAAAGAGCGAAAGUACGAUUGAGAUAAUGGAGUUUUAAUGAUCAGAGAACAAAAUAAGAAAACUAAGACUGAAAUUUUUGUUUUGAUUUUAGUGAAAUAAAAUAAAAUGACAUUUAGAGAGCACUGAAUACAAUAAUAUCACAGUGUGUAAAAGGUUUACAGCAAGUGGCAAAGAUUAAGAUGACAUUGGGAUUUAUCCAUUGAGGACCCCAGUGACCUGUGUUUGAUUCCCAGCUGCAGGUUUGUUGUAAAGAUUGACAAUGAGUUGUCAUAUCUGAACCGGUCCUGGGCCUCCCCUCUUCACCAACCAGUACAAACUAGCUUCAUGAUAUAGCGUACGAUCAAACAACACCCAUAACGUGUUUUUUUACAGCAAUGGACGGCUGACAAUGGACUAAAUUACUGUAUAUAUUUAAAAAUAUUCAUCCAUGGCAUGUAUGAUACCAGUUGAAGUAUAUGAACACUGUAAAAAUAAAAUUUUCACAUGAACUCAAUUAGAACACUCAUGUGGCUCAUAAAACAUGAAGUAUAUAACGAUAUGUCUUUAAAAGGGUCGAAUGCCUUGUCACUGUAGACCAAAAUAAGCUGUAAACCGCACUCAGUAUAUUGAGGAUAGAGUUGUGUAGAUAGGAGUUAUGUGUCCAUAAUUUUCCCCCUAAAAAAUCGCAAUUGACCAAGGUAAAAUCGCCACACGUAAUAGUCCACAACUAUCAUGUGCUCCAAAGGUAACGGGGAAAAAGGAGUUAAUCGAUGGUGCACAUUGCCUCGUAAAUGUGGCACCUUUUAAAUUAAACACGGCGAGGUGACAAAA